This is a messenger RNA of Leptopilina heterotoma, 988 nucleotides long. Its product is annotated as 40S ribosomal protein S2-like. The coding region runs from base 116 to 937 and encodes 273 amino acids. The transcript is spliced from 3 exons. Gene Ontology annotation, biological process: translation. Gene Ontology annotation, cellular component: ribosome; cytosolic small ribosomal subunit. The record is from RefSeq and is a predicted model, not a curated record. Lineage: Eukaryota; Metazoa; Arthropoda; Insecta; Hymenoptera; Figitidae. Gene Ontology annotation, molecular function: RNA binding; structural constituent of ribosome.
UUUCGCGCUCUGUAAAGUUCUGACGUCACAUCCUGUCAUCCUCAGCCACUCUCUUUCCGGAAGUGCUUCGCACUGUUCUUGUUUCUUCUGUUAAAUAUCACAAGAAAGAUCAGCAAUGGCGGACGCAGCUCCAGCCGCACGCGGUGGUUUUCGUGGUGGUUUUGGAUCCCGUGGCGAUCGUAGAGGAGGAAGAGGACGAGGUCGCGGCCGUGGUCGUGGACGUGGAAAGGAAGACGCCAAGGAAUGGAUUCCAGUGACAAAAUUGGGCCGCCUUGUUCGUGAUGGAAAAAUUCGCACUCUUGAGGAAAUCUAUCAUUUCUCCUUGCCAAUUAAAGAAUUUGAAAUCAUUGAUUUCUUCCUUGGACCAUCGCUUAAGGACGAGGUUCUAAAAAUUAUGCCCGUUCAAAAGCAAACACGUGCCGGUCAACGUACCCGCUUUAAGGCCUUCGUCGCUAUUGGUGAUAGCAACGGUCACAUUGGCUUGGGCGUUAAAUGCUCAAAGGAAGUUGCAACGGCAAUUCGCGGUGCUAUCAUCCUCGCUAAAUUGUCCGUUGUCCCAGUGCGUCUUGGUUAUUGGGGUAAUAAAAUCGGUAAACCCCACACGGUGCCUUGUAAAGUCACUGGAAAAUGUGGAUCAGUGCAGGUACGUUUAAUACCAGCGCCAAGAGGAACGGGAAUUGUUUCGGCUCCAGUUCCAAAGAAACUAUUGCAAAUGGCUGGUAUCGAGGAUUGUUACACAUCAGCAAGGGGUUCUACUUGCACUCUUGGCAAUUUUGCAAAGGCAACUUACGCUGCAAUUGCCAAGACUUAUGCUUACUUGACCCCUGAUCUCUGGAAGGACGUUGCAUUGUCAAAGCCUCCUUAUCAGGAAUUCGCUGACUACUUGUCCAAAGCUCAUCGUCCUAUUCAGGGAUCAAGACCAAAUGAGACUGCUUAAGAUCUUCAUUGUCAUCAUCAUCAUGUUCGAAUAAAUUAAUUUUCGAAACAA